Molecule: messenger RNA, 1425 nt
Organism: Fraxinus pennsylvanica
Lineage: Eukaryota; Viridiplantae; Streptophyta; Magnoliopsida; Lamiales; Oleaceae
Source: the annotation of a GenBank genome assembly
AUGUCUAUUAUAACACUAAAUUCGACGUCCAGUACGAGUAUAUCACAUAAUCUUGGAAAAGCUUCCUUUUCUUUGUACUUAAAUGGAGGGGAAAAAACCUUUGCACAUAAACCAGCAGAUUCAAAUCAAAGCCAAAAUUCAUCCUCCACCACAUACGAACCUUUUCACCUUGGAAAAAAGAAAGCAGAAGACACAGAAAUCGAUGUUUUCACUGCUGAUAAAUAUUUCAACGAGGGGACAAACGAUAGCCCAAAAACCAAGGAAUUACCAAAUCAGCAGCAUAAGAAAAAAGAUCCCCUUCAACUAUUUGAUAUAAAAGAAAAAACUACGAUUCCAGCUCGAAGUAUUCAUUCUGAAUCAAGUUGGGAUAGUCGAAGCUCGUUAUUGCAUAAUAUUCCAAGAAAGCAGCAGCCCUGCAGAAAGAGAAACAAGAAGAGCUUCCUUGCCAGCAUUGGUUGCAAUUGCUUGUGUAACAACAAUAAUUCAGUCGAAAUUGACGAUUAUAGAGGCAAUAACUAUCUUAACGAGAGCAUUAGCAGCAGGGUGGAUAAUGGCAAAGAAAAACAAGAACUCGAAAAUUUUGAUAUGGUUGCUAGGAAGGAGAAGUUGAAGUGCAAAAACCUAGAUGAAAUACGAGUCAAGUUAAAGACAGAUGAUCGUUUCAGCUUCUCAGUAGUUAAUCCCAAGACUGUAAACCCAGCGGUUGAAAUGGAAUUACAAGAAGUAGAAGAUAAUUCGAUGCAAGAAUCUCUCGAAGUUUUUGGCUCCCCAAUAUUAGAGAAUGGGAGGAACUCAUCAAUACUCGAGAAAAAGUUAACCGUGUUGAAAUGGGAUACAAUUUCUCGAAGAGUGGAAGAAAUUGAAGUUCUGGCGAGUUCCAACGGAGUGUACAACAACAGCGAUAGUGAUACAAGUUCAGACUUAUUCGAGAUUGAAAGUUUGUCCAAAAAUGCCAAUUCCUUUAUUUCCAGGCAGGAAUCAGAUGGCAAUAGCAUGUCCGGCUGCUUUACCCCCACAACUUGUUAUGCACCUAGUGAAGCCAGCAUAGAGUGGAGUGUCAUCACCGCCAGUGCUGCUGAUUUAUCCGCUAUGUCAGAUACCGAAGAGCAAAGAUCAACUAUCACCGCUCCUGCAGCCACCGCCACUACAGCAUAUCCCCAGAAGACGGUACUAAAUCUGCCAAAAUGGCGUCGUCCAAGCAUUCUUUCAGGUUGUAAAAGUCAUACAGCUGUUAGAGUUGCAGGAGACGCAUUUCCAAAUGCAAGAAGGCACCACCGACCAGAGUCGUUCACGCCGGUGACAAGAUUUCACACCGAGAGACAUGCAUUUGGUUAUGUUCAUGAAGACAUAGAUGAAGCUUUAGACAUGCCAAAUAUAGGUUAUGUACAUACAUUGGUGUGGUCUGAGUCUAGUGUUGGAAAUUGA